Molecule: messenger RNA, 1869 nt
Organism: Nymphalis io (European peacock)
Lineage: Eukaryota; Metazoa; Arthropoda; Insecta; Lepidoptera; Nymphalidae
Product: glucose dehydrogenase [FAD, quinone]-like
Exons: 4
Coding region: 1-1869 (622 amino acids)
Molecular function (GO): flavin adenine dinucleotide binding; oxidoreductase activity, acting on CH-OH group of donors
Source: RefSeq, a predicted model, not a curated record
AUGAUUUGGCAACCUGUAAAUCUAACUGAAGUUUGUCCAACCAACACACCUGUUACAGCCUGCUCUUCCUUCGGAUUUUUUUAUUUAAACUUAUUAGUUCAGUUGUAUGGCGGUUCUCGAUACAAGAGAUUAGAGACGAACCAUAAGGAACCAGUUGACGAAAAGAAUGAGUACGACUUCAUUGUGGUCGGAGCCGGCGCCGCGGGUUGUGUGGUUGCUAAUAGGUUAUCUAAAAACCCUAACUGGAAGGUGCUUCUUUUAGAAGAAGGACCAGAACAAUCUGACAUAACUUUUGCCCCAGGUCUAUCAACUGCCAUUCUUGGGUCUAACAUUGUCUUGUCUUACCCAACUGAGCCAAAUGGACAUAGCUGUCUCGCUAGUUCUGGAGGAAGAUGUUCGUGGUCAAGAGGGAAAGUGAUGGGAGGUUCAAGCUCAGUCAACUCACUGGCAUACAUUAGAGGGAAUAGAGCUGAUUAUGAUGGUUGGGCCGCACUUGGUAACGAAGGGUGGAGCUACAAAGAUGUACUACGAUUCUUCAAAAAAUCGGAAAGAAACGAAGAUAUUGAGGCUUUAGAUAGACGCUAUCAUGGAGUCACAGGGGAGCAAUUUAUAUCUAGUUAUUCUUAUGUAGACAAACCUUCCAUAAUGGUGACUGAAGCAGCCAUUGAAAAAGGACUUUCUUUGACUGACUUUAAUGGAGAACAACAAGAGGGUGCUUCACAGGCACAGGCAUUUGUAUAUUUAGGCGAAAGAGUUUCUACAAAUACAGCUUUUAUACAACCUAUCAGAUAUAAAAGAAAAAAUCUUACAGUCAAAACAAAUUCCGAAGCCAUUCAGAUACUUUUUGAUGAAAAUAAAAAGGCAUAUGGGAUAAUUUAUAUCCAGAACGAAAAAAAACUAACUGCCUAUGCCAAAAAAGAAAUUAUCGUUAGCGCUGGAACUAUUAAUUCACCAAAAUUGUUAAUGCUUUCUGGUAUUGGGCCAAGAAAUCAUUUAGAAAAAUUAAAAAUACCUGUUAUACAAGAUUUGGCGGUAGGAGAAAACCUACACGAUCAUGUAUCUUUUAGCGGCGUGACGCUAACUUUGUCUAACAAAACAGCAACAAUGGUCAGCGAAAAAGAAAUAUUACAAGCAGUUCAAGAUUACGCUGAAAUGAAAAUUAAACGCGGUCCUUUAUCUAGUAACGGGCCGGUAAGUUCAAUAGGGUUUAUAAAAACUAGUGAAGAUUUAAUCGCUCCGGACAUACAGUACCAAUUUGGUCAUGUGCCUGAUUUGGAAGAAUAUAUUGACGAUAUAUUAACGGCCGAGCAACUUCCAAUUUUUCCAACGCCAUUUUACGAUUCUCUUUUAGUAAGGAUCAUGAACUUAGUGCCUAAAAGUAGAGGUGUGCUAUUGUUGAACGAAUCUAAUCCACGCAGUGCUCCGCUGCUAUAUCCAAAUUAUUUAAGUGAUGAAAGUGAUAUUGUCCCAUUAUUAAAAGCUAUGAAAUUUAUCCUAUCCUUAGAAAAUACAAAAGCAUUUAGAUCGAACGGUGCACAUUUUGUUCGGGAGCCAUUACCGGCUUGUAGAGAUCACGUCUGGGGUACCGACGAUUACUUUACUUGCAUGGCGAGAGCGUACACGGUGACUACAUAUCAUUACGCGGGGUCUUGCAAGAUGGGUCCUAAGCGGGAUAAAAAGGCUGUAUUGGAUAGUCAAUUAAGGGUGUACGGUGUUUGUGGAUUGAGAGUUAUUGAUGCUUCUAUGAUGCCGUUUGUUAUUCGAGGAAAUACGAAUGCUCCUACUAUUAUGAUAGGAGAGAGGGGCGUGGAUUUCGUUAUUAAGUACUGGCAAAAUAAUAGUGAGGCUUAUUGUGUCGAAUCUCAUUGA